Messenger RNA from Elgaria multicarinata webbii, 973 nucleotides. It is a transcript of the gene NTMT1, whose product is annotated as N-terminal Xaa-Pro-Lys N-methyltransferase 1. Gene Ontology annotation, molecular function: N-terminal protein N-methyltransferase activity. Lineage: Eukaryota; Metazoa; Chordata; Lepidosauria; Squamata; Anguidae. The record is from RefSeq and is a predicted model, not a curated record. Gene Ontology annotation, cellular component: cytoplasm. The transcript is spliced from 3 exons. Bases 60 to 731 code for a protein of 223 amino acids.
AAGAGAACGGCACCCCUCUGCGCCGCCCCAUUUCGUUUGGCCCACAAAGAAGCACAGCCAUGGCGAGCGACGUGGUGGAGGAUGAACUGGAAUUCUACUCCAAAGCAGAGAAAUAUUGGAAGGACAUCCCGGCCACAGUGGAUGGGAUGUUGGGCGGCUAUGGGCACAUUUCCAGCAUCGAUAUCAACAGCUCCAGGAAAUUUUUGCUCCGGUUCCUGCGGGACGCACCGAACAGGACUGGGACGGCCCGGGCUUUGGACUGCGGCGCCGGCAUCGGCCGGAUCACCAAGCGACUCCUGCUGCCUCUUUUCAAAGCGGUGGACAUGGUGGACGUGACGGAGGACUUUCUGAACAAAGCCAGGUCCUACCUGGGCGAGGAGGGCCGGCGCGUCCGGAACUAUUUCUGUUGCGGCUUGCAGGACUUCAGCCCCGAGCCCAGCGCGUACGACGUCAUCUGGAUCCAGUGGGUCAUAGGGCACCUGACGGACGACCACCUCGCUGACUUCCUGAAACGUUGCCGCCUCGGCCUGCAGCCCAACGGCAUCAUUGUCAUCAAAGACAACAUGACACAGGAAGGGGUCAUUAGGGAUGAUGUCGACAGCAGCGUGUGCCGGGACCUGGACUUGGUCUGCAAGAUCGUCCGUCACGCCGGCCUCAGCCUCUUGGCCCAAGAGAAGCAAGAGAACUUCCCAGAUGAAAUCUAUCAGGUCUAUACUCUGGCCAUGAGAUGAAAGUCCUGCAGCCGCGGGGAGCAUCGACGAGCUGCCUCCGGGGAUGGAGGGUCCGAGGCGAACGACCCGAGGAGACGGUCCGGAUGUCGGGAGGGGGGUGCGUCGCAAGGAGCGUGGCCGAGAUUUUGGUGUGGGACGGGGGAGAAGUAAACCUGAGCCUUUCUUGGUCUUCCAGCCCUGCUGCGGUUGUUUUUCUUGUUGGAGGAAAAUCGGCCCAAUACACUCUGUAUGGUUUCAGGGUU